Molecule: messenger RNA, 966 nt
Organism: Saxophila tyrrhenica
Lineage: Eukaryota; Fungi; Ascomycota; Dothideomycetes; Mycosphaerellales; Extremaceae
Exons: 1
Coding region: 1-966 (321 amino acids)
Source: RefSeq, a predicted model, not a curated record
AUGGCCUUCCUCAAAUCCCAACUCCUCUUCAAACCCCCCUACCCCACCACCUCCUUCUCCUCCCAAACCAUCAUCGUCACCGGCUCCAACACCGGCCUCGGCCGCGAAGCCGCCCGCCACUUCUCCCGCCUCGACGCCGCCAAACUCAUCCUCGCCGUCCGCAACACCACCGCUGGCGAAGCCGCCAAGAAGGACAUCCUCUCCACCACCCGUCGGGAAGAGAGCUCCAUCGAAGUCUGGCCGCUCGAUCUCAGCUCCUUCGACAGCAUCCGCGCUUUCGCCGAGCGGUGUAAAAGGGAGUUACCGCGCAUCGACGUCCUGCUCGAGAACGCCGGCGUGGCGAUGACGACGUAUACGAUGGAGAAGAACGGCCACGAGAAGACCAUCAUGGUCAACGUCAUUGGGACCUUCUACCUCGCGCUCCUCCUCGUCCCUCACCUGAAAGAAGCCGCGAAGCGCUUCGCCAUCACCCCGCGUCUGACUAUCGUGAGCAGUGAGGUACACGGCUUCACGAAGUUCCCUGUCCGCAAUGAACCCAACAUCUUCGAAGCGUUGAAGGAGAACCGGAAGGAGUAUUUCAAGGAUCGGUAUCAGGAUAGUAAGUUACUGGAGGUGCUGGUGGUGCGGCAGCUGGCGCCGAAGCUGGAGGGCAGCGGAGUGGUGUUGAAUAUGCUCAACCCGGGGCUCUGCCACUCGGAACUCUCCCGCGACGGGCCGUUUGUGUUGGAGGUGAUCAAGUUCCUUCUUGCCCGGUCAACGGAGGUGGGGAGCAGGACGUUGGUGGCGUCGGCUGCGGCGGGGAGCGAGAGUCAUGGAAAGUACAUGUCUGAUGCGAUGGUCAAGGAGGAGGCGUUGAGUCCGUUUGUGCGGAGUAAGGAGAGCAAGGAGAGUGGGGAGAAGGUUUGGAGGGAGUUGAGGGAUAUCUUGGAGGCGGAGCAGCCGGGUGUUACUGAGGUGGUGAGAUGA